AUGACAAAGGAACAUUCAAUUCGGAAUAUUUUUAAAAAAGACAAGACACCAGACACUGCAUCAACAACUUCAACAGCAUCUGCUUCACAUACUGGUUUGUCAAAGCUUUUCCAUAAGGAAAGCAAACCCAUCACCCCACCAAUCAAAAGAACGCCGUCGAUCUCAUCAUUGAAACGCCGCAACACUAAUCCAACCCAGACAUCUGGUAUCAGUCUCAAUAAUCAUAAUCAUCAUCAUCAUCAGGAUUCUCAGAACAAUAAUGAUACCGCUACCAAUGGUAAUACCCAUUCUUCCUCAAAACCUGUCAAUAGAAGCAGAAGUAAUUCUGAUAGGUUGGGCCACGUUCCACCAACAGGAAGAAAAGUUCUUUCCAAGGCAGAAACAUUUGCUCACUUACAACAAUUGGAUACUAGGAAUGCUGCCAAACAGCAAUUGAGAAACCACCGAGUCCCAUCAAACCAUUUGAGCUCUCCACUCAGUGCAGCUCCACAUUCAGAUAAAAUUGUUUAUAAUCCCUAUGGUUUGAAUAAAACUGCGACUCAAGAACGUCCUAAAAACACCAGUUUCUAUCUUUCUGGGGUUAAUGAUGGAGAGAGAGUAUUAUCGAACCCAGUAGCAAGUCCCAAUGACUAUUUACCAGCAGAGUUGCAUCAACAACACGUCAAUUUAUUAGAGGAUUUUGAAAUUGACGUUCAUACUAAGAAAUUGGGUGACGGUGGUUCUUCUGAUGUUCGGAUUAUAAACUCUUGUCACCAUAAGAAAGAUUUAUAUGCUUUGAAAAAAUUCACUUUGUUGUCGAAAGAAACCGAUGAAGACUUCUAUAAAAGAGUCCUGGAGGAAUAUAAAAUUCAUAGAAAGGCUGCCAUAUCAAGACACGUGGUUAAUGCAUUUGCCAUUUUGAGAAUUCAAUCUCAAUCCAAUUUAACUAGAGGUUGGGGGAUGGUGAUGGAGUUUUGUGGUGGUGGUGACUUGUUUUCACUCAUUGUUAAACCGGGUUGGAAAUCUACUCCACUUGUGGAAAAAUAUUGUCUUUUCAAACAAAUUGCUUAUGGUGUUAAAUUUCUUCAUGACCACGAUAUAGUGCAUCGUGAUUUGAAACCAGAAAAUGUUUUACUUGAUGCUAAUGGGUUGGCCAAGUUGUGUGAUUUUGGUGUCAGUGAAUUCGGUCAUGAAAUACCAGAAGAUUUCUCGAGUCCUGUCAAAUUAUCUACAGCGUACGUUGGGUCCCCUCCUUAUGCUCCACCAGAAGUCAUGUUAUUGAAAGAAAAAUCGGCUACUGAAAUAAAAGCUUUUGCUUAUGACCCAUUCAAAAUGGAUUGUUGGGGGUUGGGCAUGUUGCUAUUUUGUUUGGUUUAUGGUGGCGUGCCAUUUCAACAAUCAAGUCCCAAUGACCAUGCGUUUCGUGAUUACAAGUUCAGCCACAAGAGAUUUUGCACCGACCAUCAUAAUUUUAAAUCGAAUCAAGGGUAUCCUAGAGGUCCUGGGAGUGAAUUCAAAUUGGCAGCCAAAUUUGAAAAUAAUGGUGCUUCGAGAGUUGCUUGGAAAUUAUGUGAUCCUUCAGAAAAUACCCGGUAUACCAUGGAUAUGUUGUUUGAUGACCCUUGGUUUCAAUCUGUGGAAAUGUGUAUUUACGAAAGCCUAGAUCAAGAAGUAAAUCCAUUUGUGUUGCCCGGGACUGGUGAAAACAUUGAUACACACUCAGUUUCAGGAUAUUCUUCAGUCAACAAUUCACAGGCACCAUCUAGAAGAGGUACGUUUACUUCUCGACCAAUUGGAAGCGGUGCUGGGAGUGGAUACAAUAGCCAUGAUGAAAGUAGCAAUGGUCUCAGCUCAAGCUUUAGAAGUAUGCUAGAUUUGAAAGAUGUUCAACAGAAGAUAACAAGAACAGAUGAGCCAAUACCAAGCAACUCAUCAGUACAUUCUAAUGAAAGUUCUUCAGCAAGAACCAAGUCUAAAUUAGACCACCCAUCAUCGCCUGGGUCUUUAUUAUCACCUGGCACUCCAACAUUACAAUCAAUACCAGCUGAUCGUGUAGCACAAACAACGUCCCCAAUCAAUGCAAGUCUACCAGCAGUGGAAGAAAGCGAUAUUGAGCACGAAUCAGAAUCAGAUAUCCAACCUGAUGAGACAGAGAAUCUGGGUCUACAAAUUUUACCGCCUAUAGACGAUGUUGUGGUGGCAUCUCCUUCAUCAUUAACUCAUGAACCGCAAGAGCAAGAAGUCCUUGAUUCUGCCGAGUCUUGUAUUAGUUUGCCACCAAAUAGAGACCAAGUAUUUGCUGGAAAGGAUGGAGAAAUGUGCUCUUUGGCUGACUUGAGACCAGCUGCCUUAAAGAGCGCUACGGAUUUACAAUUGAGUGCUGAUGGUAUGUGUGAUUUGGGGUAUAAAAUAAAAAAGCAUCAUCAUACUGAAGUAAGUAACGUUUCCAACUCAAGCCGUAGGUAA
Messenger RNA from Candida dubliniensis CD36, 2445 nucleotides. RefSeq names its product protein kinase (gene PTK2). Gene Ontology annotation, cellular component: nucleus. Gene Ontology annotation, biological process: intracellular signal transduction; protein phosphorylation. Bases 1 to 2445 code for a protein of 814 amino acids. Lineage: Eukaryota; Fungi; Ascomycota; Pichiomycetes; Serinales; Debaryomycetaceae. The record is from RefSeq and is a predicted model, not a curated record. The transcript has a single exon. Gene Ontology annotation, molecular function: ATP binding; protein serine/threonine kinase activity.